AUGACUAAAUCACUUAUCAUCACUGCCUUUAUCACCGGUGGAACCACUGAGUGGCGUUAUCCUGGUGACACUUCGUAUCGGUUUGCCUCUGAUUUGGAUGCUUGGGUAGAAAUAGCAAAACUAUUAGAAAAGGGCAAAAUCUAUGCCCUGUUCAUUGCAGACCAUUUGACCCUGUUUGAUGUGUACAAGGGUCCGAAUAAUUACAGAGACGCAGUAAAGACUGGACUGAAUGUUCCAAAGGCUGAUCCAAGCCAUGCAAUCAUCACUGCUGCCAGAGAAACAAAAAACAUCUCUUUUGGAGUCACUUUCAGCACAGUCAGCGAGCAUCCAUACCUAUUUGCUAGGAGACUGGCAACUCUCGAUCAUUUCACCAAGGGUAGAGUGGGAUGGAAUGUUGUCACUUCUUAUCUCAACAGUAUCGGUACCCAGCUUCUGAAUGGAGAGCCAUUUCCUGAGCAUGACGAGCGGUACAAUAGAGCAACAGAAUACGUCGAUGUCGUGACUGGCCUUCUCCUGUCCACCUGGAGAGACGACGCCUUGAUCCGCGACAGAGAAAGCGGAGUGUUCAUUGAUCCAGACAGAGUUCGAGAGAUCAACCAUAAUGGAAAAUAUUUCAAAGUUGCGGGGCCAGCUAUCACACAGCCUUCAGUCCAAAGAAUCCCGCUUUUGAUUCAAGCAGGAACCUCAAAGAAGGGCCAGGAGCUGGCCGCCGAGUUUGCAGAGUUUGUGUACGUCUUGGGUGGAACUGAGGAGCUGGCCCCGAAGAUCAAGUACAUCAGAACCAUUGCAAAGGAGAAAUUCGGUCGGGACCCAAAAAAUAUUAAGGUGAUAUACUCCGCUAGAGUGAUUCUGGGCCGCACUCAUGAAGAAGCUAUUGAGAAAGAGGCAUCUUACAAAAAGUACGAGGUGCCAGAUCGCAAUGCAGUAAACUUUGGAGGCGUGACAGGUAUUGACUUGAACGAGUAUGAUAGCGAAGAGGAAAUCGACACCAAGAAUGUCAAUGGUGUUAAAACGACCGCCGAAGUUUACUUCAAAAAAGCAAAACGGCCCACCAAAAACGCACUUCUGAAUAAAGCACCUGGAGUUGGACCAUUAACGGGCACCCCUGAAGAAGUCGCCGAUAAACUUGAAAAACUAGUGGAGGAGCUUGACCUUGAUGGCUUCAACUUUAACUCUGCUGUUCUUCCCGCAUCUGUUGAGGACUUGGUUGAACUGCUCAUUCCUGAACUCCAAAGAAGAGGUCUAUUCUGGGAGGACUAUGCUGUUCCUGGUGGCACGUUCCGAGAGAAUGUGUAUGGGGUGAAGGGACAAACAUUCCUUCCUGCAGAUCACCCAUUGUAUGAGACCCGGUGGACGCCGGACGUCGACAAAAAGGAGUUUGACAAAAUCUUUGAGCAGAAUUUGGAGAGACGUAAACAAGCUAGGGCAUCUUUAAAUUAG
Messenger RNA from Ogataea angusta, 1440 nucleotides. RefSeq lists its product as uncharacterized. Lineage: Eukaryota; Fungi; Ascomycota; Pichiomycetes; Pichiales; Pichiaceae. Gene Ontology annotation, molecular function: monooxygenase activity; oxidoreductase activity, acting on paired donors, with incorporation or reduction of molecular oxygen. The record is from RefSeq and is a predicted model, not a curated record. The transcript has a single exon. Bases 1 to 1440 code for a protein of 479 amino acids.